Molecule: messenger RNA, 1071 nt
Organism: Rotaria socialis
Lineage: Eukaryota; Metazoa; Rotifera; Eurotatoria; Philodinida; Philodinidae
Source: the annotation of a GenBank genome assembly
AUGAUGGAUGAACAAUACGUUUUUUCAACAUCAUCAGCUUUAUUUGAUACUUAUCUUAUCUAUGGUAUCAUUGCUUUACUACUAUUCAUUGCAAUUAUCGGUUUAAUAAUUCUAUUAGCUACAUCAUGUUGUUGUUGUUGUUUAUGUCCAAAAUCAUGUUGUUUAUGUUAUCAUCAUCAUCGUCGGCAUUCAUCGUAUAAAUUAAGCAAAAGAUCGAAAGAUCUAGAAGGAUCAAUCAAUGGUGAUUCAAAAAACAAUGCUUUUAUCCGACGCCAUCCCAGUGAUGUAGCUGACUUCUCACAAUUAUAUGAUUCAUGUCCUCAUUUAAUCAAUAGUAAAGUUAUGACAACAAGUACACAUAUGGAUACAAGUUGUACAACAAUCGAUACACUUAUUAGUCCAAUAUCACCAUGUAGUUCAUUUCAUUCAUUUAUUGGACAAGCAACAUCAACAAAUAACACGAAACCUACUGUUAAGCAAAAUGAUCCUGGUAAUUCAACACAGAAAUAUACUAUAAGUACGGAGAAGACAAAUAAUGCUCCAGCAUCGUCUACAAAAGGUCCAUGUUCACGUCCCUUUUCGUAUAUAAAAAAUACAAAUGAUCGUGCGCAAAUUUUACGUCGUUUUACGUCAAAUGAACGUACUGUUCCAGCAACUACCGUAUCAAUUGAUAUUACUCGAAUAUCUUCAUCGGAAAGCGACAGUACUAAUCAAAUAAGCUCAAAUUGUACAAAUAUCUAUGAAACAGUUCUUCCAACAGCACAUCAUAAUAGUAAUAGUAGUUCCUCAUCAUCGGAUAUAUCAACACCUAUUUAUGAAACAGAAUGGACACAUAGUUUGAGACAAUUGAUGCUGACAACAACAUCACCGACUAAAAAUGACGGUGUUUCUAUUAUUAAACUUCCUACGUCACCGCCUGAUUUAGUUCCAUCGAUAAAGCAAACAUCUGAUUAUUUUCAACAACAAGAUCCUCACGAUAAAUUUCUAGCAAGUCGAUCAAGAAUAUCAGAUUCAAUGAGACGAACUACUAUGCUCACACAAUUGAAAGACAAUUCAGCAUUUCUUUAUUAA